Electrophorus electricus (electric eel) is the source of this 7279-nucleotide messenger RNA. The record is from RefSeq and is a predicted model, not a curated record. Lineage: Eukaryota; Metazoa; Chordata; Actinopteri; Gymnotiformes; Gymnotidae.
CACAGUUCGUUGCUUGGUUGUGACUCCUAAGUUACACAGACGCUGUCAGGAAUGACAACCUGCACGGUUUACUAGCUCAUUACUUGAUUUAGGUAUGAAGAACAAAAGGGCAAAAUCUACCAAAUUCGGAAGUAACAGAAAAAAAGUCUCCAGUGAUGUCUCCCCUUCCACGAGCAUCCCUCCUCUCGUGGAGGGCCAGGUGCGGUGUUUUCUUCGAGCCACCAUGGGCAGGGUGGUGUGGGCAGCAGGCAGGCCGCCCCCCGUCACCCUGGUCCGACUUCGCUGGUGGGGGGAGGCAGCCGGUGGCACACUCUUCCGCCCCAGGGACGGAGCCCUCGCGCCACACAGAGACGUUAAAGACACCGCUCGUUUUCCAGUCCGUUGUGGACCCAAGCAGUUUACGUCAUAUUUGACAGAUAUGGGUUUACUGGUGCUGGAUGUUCUCACAAAACCUGAUCACUUACCCAUCGCACGUGUUCAAAUAGCUGGCAUUGCUAGAUUGUCUCUAUCCCACUCCAUUAAUGGAUUUUUUACCCUUGUGUCACCAACAUCUGAAAAACUGGGCAAGCUUCAGGUCACACUGGCCCUGGAGCCACUAACUGAGACCUAUGAUGGCAGUAGCUCUAUGCCAACCACAGACAUGAGCACAGAGGUGCCGGAGUCCGUACCUGGGCUGCGGCCUCCGGCUCUGUCUCUCUGUGCUCCAAGCAGCGCUGGAAGAGAGUCUGUAGGAAACAGUUCCAGCAGCACACCCAGGGGGAAGGAUCACCUGUACUUUCAAGGAAGAGGAAACGUUCCCUUCACAAGGAAAGCAGCAGGGCGACCUGAUGACCAGCAGAACAUUCUGCCUGCUCCAACUGCUGCUGUGGUUGGUCCUUCAACACCUGGACCGGACGCCUCUCUGGACCUCCUCUCUGUUCUCCUUGAGCGUGGUAGCAAGCUUAGCAACGCCAUGGUGAUCUCAGCAUUGAGGUCUGACAUCGGUUCUGACAUGGCACUGAAGGACACGCCCUUUCCUUUACCAAGAGACAACGCUGGAGCCGCUCCAUUAUCACCACCUAUGCCCUCCUCAGGACGGCUGCUUCAGGACAUCCUACGUUCUGACCUCCAGAGCUCCUCUCAGGACCCUGGGCUCACUGGUUCAGAGUGCAUGGCACACAUGCACAGCUCCGCUGUGGACUUGCUGCUGGGGAGUGUGUCUGGAUCGGUACUUCCUGUCUGGGAUGGUGAGAGUUCCCCACCAGGCUUGUUCUCGGCCUGCAGCAGUCUGCUCUUGGACAGUGACUUCAGUGAUCCGCAGUAUGAUCAGAGUCUCCUGGAGAACCUCUUCUACAGAGCUCCAUCUGACAGCUGUUUGAGUCCAACAGAAGAUGAGUCUCACUGCAAACAUAGCUCGGACAAAAAAAACAGACCGGUUGAGAAUUCUGGUCAGUGUGCAAGACCCGAGGAUAGUUUCCCUGAGCUCAGCGUGGACAGGGUUGCACUUCUGGGAAGAAUCCGUUUAGCCAGAGUUAGCAUCCUUCAGUUAGCACUCCCGACAAACACUACAGGUACACCAAGGAUGCUCUCAAAGAGAGGAAGACCACCUCUGCCUCUAACAACCAAGAAAUGCUCCUAUUUCGUGGAAUAUUUCUUUCCAUUACCAUCUUCUGAUAAGAACGAGCCUGGAUCUUCAGUUCCAGCCGAGGUCACGCGAGUCGUUUCCAGUAAAGUUGUGGAAGGAGCGUUGAACUUCCGUCAGCGCAGUGUCUUUCCAGUACACUUUGAUGGCCCCACCAUCAAGCGGUGGUGGGACACCAACCUUCCUUUCAAAAUCUACUGCAGGCAAAGUUUUCAGAAGAAGCCUGUUCCCAUCGGGAUGGCAGAAUUCCCCCUGCGCUGUGUGCUGCAGAGUGAUGAGCUGACCAUCACUACUGUCUUGCCUGUCCACACGCUGGAGGACAGCCCAAGCAAACAGGACACUGGGCCUCUGAAGGUGUCGUUUGAGCUAGUUGAAGACAAGAAGGGCUUCUCCUCCAAGAGCAGGUUGAGGAAGGUGGCAGGGGGCGCAGGUGCGUCCCCUCGGAGAAUGCUGUCCCAGGAGGCAGAUGUCUCCGCAGGGCCAUGGGACGGCGAGCACACAGGAGGGUUUCUGUCUCUCCGAGAGGAAGAGUACAGGACAGACUCCUCAAGGCGAGCAACUCCUCCCAACCACACCAUCCAAAUGUCCCGGUCCCGUUCUGCCUCACCACGAAGCGGAGCACCAGACCCUCGCCCCACCCAGGAGGAGCAGAGUGAUGUGCUGCUUCACGUCUUGCUCAUGGUCCCGGACGGGAAGGACUUCGUCUGCUCCCCCAUGCAGCCCAACGUCUAUCUGAACUGUAAGCUGUUUGGGUCUGAGGAGUGCACGCGAUCCAUGGUCAGCUGGGGACAGACGCAGCCAACAUUCAGCUUGGUUCAGGUUGCUCCAUUGACUCUCACUUCCAAACUUCUGGAGAGAAUGAGGAACAAUGUCAUGGUAAUAGAGGUUUGGCUGAGGACCAGCAGGUCAGAUGAGGACAAACUCCUCGGGCUGGUUAAACUGCCUCUGCAUCAGUUCUACAUGUCCUUCAGAGACCCCAAGGUCUCCCAGCUGCUCCUGCAGGCUGAGUACCCCGUGGUGGCGGUGGACGGCUACGUGCCCGUAGUGGACAUCUUCACGGGUGACGCUCGUGGGAGCCUGAGGGUGUGCUUGGCCAUGGGGCAUGCCCAGCAGGUCGUGGCCCUCCAGCGUGGCAGAGACGAGGAGAUGGGCUCCGGAGCUCAGCCGCCCCGGCCGACCCACCUGCUGGACCAGAGCCCUGCAGCGGACAGGAAGGCGCCCACGGCCGGCGAGGUUGUAGCUGACGUCCUGAUGGAGCACGUGUUUGUGGUGCGGGUGGAGAAAGUGAAGGGCCUGACCCCGCUGCAGUCCACCGUCUGGGGAGAGGCAGACUGCUACACACAGUACUCCUUCCCCACCCAGGAGGUGGAGGCCAUGGAGCACAUCAACCCACACACUGUGGAGAGCAGUAAGCAGCUGUCUCUAGAUCUUAAGCCCUACCGAACAGCUACCACACUCUGCGUACCUGAUCCUGUGUUUGGACACUGCGAGACGCAUGUUCUGCUAGCGUCCCCUGGUGUUCCCGUGCAGAGACUGCUCCUCAGCUCCCUGGCCAGCCAGGGCCUCGCUAACGGGGGAGGAAUCCAGUUUGAAGUGUGGUGCAGGUAUUACUACCCAAAUGUUCGGGAACAGCUGGCAGCCAGAGGCACUCUGCCCAUGGCCAAGCUGUGUGCCAUGGUGACGCUGCAGGGCCGGAGCCAAGCCACGGGGACAUUCCAGGGUCAGAGCCCAGCCGAGGCUCAGCUCUUCUCCCUCCCACUCAUCCCAAGGACAGACAGGCCUUCCAAGAUCCAGCCCCAGCCUUCAGGGCUCCUUGAAGUGAGUGUUCAGUACAGGAGCCGACCAGUGAGGAUGAGCGGUGUGAGGAGUGGUGUAUCCCCCCGCGUGGUGUACCUGCUAGUGGGCUUGCACAGAGCCAUGGGACUGCAGGCUGCAGCACGCGCCCUGGGCCUGCCGUACUUCUCUGAGGUAGGGGUGAAUGCCCUGGUGAGUGUGCAGCUGUCCUUCCUGCCGGCACAGGAGAGCCAGAGCACGCGUGUGGUCGCACGUACCUUCUGCCCCGAGUUUGAGUACCACGCCGAGUUCUGCUGCCCUCUGCUUAUUCAGAGGGAGGGCGGCGAGAGCGUCAGUCUGGCUGAGCUGCUACAGGAGGCUACGGCUGUCUUCACUGUUUACCACAGAGACACACACAAGGGGGUCCCAUGGAGGUCGAGGGACGGUGUGCUGGGCUUGGCGAGAGUUGGGCUAGCAGAUCUCCUUCAUAAAAGAACAGGCGUUUCCGGCUGGUUCGCUCUGUCCCUGCCCCCUGGCUUGGGGGCAGGAUGCAGCCUGACACCGGUGGGCGGGCUGGAGCUGUCCAUAAACUUCGCCCAGUGCGCAGACCGUGAGCGCCUGCUCAGGUCAGCCCAGCUCCUGGGCUGGGAGGUCCCAAAACCCGGCGAAGAGGAGGAGGAUGAAGAGGAUGGAGACGCGUCUUCAGAGCGGCACCGCCUGCUGGUGUUGUCUGUGUCCGUACCGCGCGCCUGGGUUCCCGUCCACUGCCUGCUGCUGCCGGGCCACAGUGAACUUCAGCGAUCCACCUACUGUUACUACAGAUACAAGCUGUAUGAGCAGGAGGCCUGCUGCUCUGCCCUCAGACGCCCAGCCCUGGAGCAGGGCAGGGCCACGCUGGCCUUCCCGGUUGCCCACAUCCUGGAGCUGAGAGAGACUCAGCCUCUGCGCUGGUACCUGAGGGAGGAGCGGUUGGAGGUGCAGCUUUGGGUCUCUUUUGGGAAACAGAAGAGAGUCCGUCCGCACGACUCUGAUCGCCUAGUCGGAUCUGCCUUCAUCAACCUCUCAGCACUGGCAGCGGUAAAAGACAAGCAGACAAUAAGUGGUGUGUACCCUCUAUUUAAGCGUUCUGCUGCUGACAUGGGAGGAGCUGCUCUGAGAGUCCACAUCGCUGCGACCACUGACUCCGCCCCAUACACAGCCCUGCCCACCAGCCAGGAAGAGGUGGAGCAUCUGAGUAACUCAGGAGAGGAAGAGGAGGACAGGGAGCCCUCGUCCGGCAUGUCUAGACAGUCUCACACCUCCAGCAGCGUGCAGGGAAGGCCUGACCGCAGAUCAGCAGUGGUGCAGGCAUCCCACGACACAGAGCUCCCGGAUGACAAGUCCUUCACAGCGACAGUCAGUGUAGAGAGAGCCAUGCACCUCAGUCUGAGAGGUUGUCCUUUAGCUGAGCGUGGUGAUGUUCUCCCCAGCUGCUGUGUGUCGUACGCCACAGCUGAUGCCCCUGGCGUGGUGACCACGGCUGUGGUGCGGGACAGUGGCUGUCCUGUGUGGGACCACCAGCAGGACUGCAGGCUUUCCAAGGAGCUUCUUGUGGAUCCACAGCAGUUGCUGGUUUUCAAAGUUUGGCACAGAGGAGACGUUGAGAGGGUCAUCGGCUUCGCCUCUGUGGACCUGUCCCCACUCCUGUCUGGCUUUCAGUCCGUGUGUGGCUGGUACAACAUCACAGACUUCAGCGGGCAGUGCCAGGGACAGCUCAAAGUGGCUGUGUCUCCCCUGGUGGGUGUGCAGCAGCUCCGUCCCCAGAGGCAGGCUGCCUGCGAGAUCUCUGCCCCUGAUGCCAGUACUCUGUUUAGUGCCCUGCCACUGUGUUACCAAACCACGGGCAUGUACAGGAGUUUCCCCAGCCACAAGAUCAGCUCCUCCUCCGAACACCUCCGCCUGCUCUCUGCCAGGUCUGCUGUGACUGAUCAUCGCGAUGAGCACAUGGACAGCGUUCACUGUUUCCACCCGGCUGUGCAGGGGGCGGGGAGCAGCUCACUGGCUCCCUCUGCAGGAGACACCCAGCACUCCACCUCAGCGCUCAUCUCGGCUCUCAGAAAGAACCUUACUGAGCUGGAUGAUAUUCAGAGGUACUUCAGCCGCAAGUUGUCCACUCCUGAGUUCUCUGGAGAGGCAGAACAGGGCCGCCAGCCUGGGCAGGAGAAGCACGGAGGUCCGGCAUACUGUCCACAGACACUGGAGGGAGACGCCCAGAGCGUCAUGAAGGGUGUGCGUGAACAUCAGAGUGAAGCAGCAUCUUCAAACACCGUUAGGGACCAAACCCCACCUGCGGGUCAAACAGAAGUGUGUUUGUUCUCUGCUGAGGGUCAUUUAACACCAGUAGAGUCUGAGAGCAGUAAGACAGAGACCUGUUCUCAGAAAGACCUAGAGACUAGACUGGAGAACAUCUCCACUCUCAUCUCUCCUGACCCAGAAGAGUCCAGCCUUUCCUCCAUCCCUGAGGACCUCCACGAGGACCAGUGCUCCACUGGUGGUGAUGAUGGAGAGAAUGAGGAAGAACAGGACGAGGAGUUUGAAGAGAUGCUGAUAGAACCUCGUCCUCUGAAUGAGGUUACCUCGGUGACGGAUAGGACCAGCCCCUGGACGAGUGUCCUGUCUGAUCCUGAUCUUGGUUCUUUAGAGAGUGUGGAGGCGGUGGGCCAGCAUGGGUGUGGGUCCAGCCUUCCACAGGAAAAACAGAGAGACACUGCCAUGGCAAUGUCCCCUGCUCCCUCCCAACCUCUGACCUCUGAACUCACUGAUGCAGACCUGUCUGAUGGGUUUGGAUCAGUCGCGGAGUGUGCAUGUGUAAGUCCUGGCAAGGGGCACAGUGAUGAAGAGGAGAAGGUCACUGUAGGUCUGCGUGAGGAGCACAGUGAUGAAGAGGAGAAGGUCACUGUAGGUCUGUGUGAGGAGCACAGUGAUGAAGAAGAGACGCUCAGUGUCGGUUUGCGUGAGGAGCACAGUGAUGAAGAAGAGACGCUCAGUGUCGGUUUGCGUGAGGAGCACAGUGAUGAAGAAGAGACGCUCAGUGUCGGUUUGCGUGAGGAGCACAGUGAUGAAGAGGAGAAGGUCACUGUAGGUCUGCGUGAGGAGCACAGUGAUGAAGAGGAGAAGGUCACUGUAGGUCUGUGUGAGGAGCACAGUGAUGAAGAAGAGACGCUCAGUGUCGGUUUGCGUGAGGAGCACAGUGAUGAAGAGGAGAAGGUCACUGUAGGUCUGCGUGAGGACUCCACACAGGGCAUCCAGCAGACUUUAUACCACACUCAGCAGGACAGCACGUCUGGUUCAGAAGAUGAGUCGCAAUUACCUCCCAGUACAGGACCCAGUACAACAGCAUGUGCUGUAGACCGUUAUGAAACUCACACAAAGCUCUGUGAUGCCGUAGAGAUUCCAAAUUUCUUCCUCCCAUCACACCACUUAGAAGCAUCGAUGAGAGCUCUGCGCUUGGCGCCUGUGUUCCCCUCUGUCUCCUCAGGGCCUGGGACUGUGAAGUCUGAGGGUACAUAUCGAAGAGCCUUUCACCCAAAGACACGCAUUCCACCAUUGUCAGCAAACGGAGAAGAAACAAAACGAAUUGCAAAGAUUUUUGCCACCAAUUUUACAGAGCAAAGUUGACACUUCACAAGAUUUACACAGACUUGUACUCCUCUCUUUCCAUGUGUUGUGUACAGUAAAUUUACAUAAUUAUUUAUUGAUUGCAUAAAUGUAUAUCUAAAUAAGGUCCAUGUUUACUACAGCUAUUUUGAAUAAUGUUAGAAAUAAAAAAAGAUUGUGUAUUUGCUGUAAGUAUUUUUAUUUUUCUAAAAGAGUUAAAAGCAGAUAAUAAAGCAGCUUUUAUUUUCA